Messenger RNA from Paramisgurnus dabryanus, 4077 nucleotides. The record is from RefSeq and is a predicted model, not a curated record. NCBI's taxonomy places the organism in Eukaryota, Metazoa, Chordata, Actinopteri, Cypriniformes, Cobitidae.
AUGACAGCUGCACCAACAUAUACAACAGCUGCACCAACAUCUACUAGAGCUGCACCAACAUAUACUACAGCUGCACCAACAUCUACUACACCUACACCAACAACCACAACAGCUGCACCAACCACCACAACUGCUGCACCAACAACCAUGACAGCUGCACCAACAUAUACAACAGCUGCACCAACAUCUACUACAGCUGCACCAACAUCUACUACAGCUGCACCAACAUAUACUACAGCUGCACCAACAUAUACUACAGCUGCACCAACAUCUACUUCAGCUGCACCAACAACCACAACAGCUGCACCAACAAUCAUGACUGUUGCGCCAACAACCACGACUGCUGCACCAACAACCACUACCGCUGCACCAACAACCACGACAACUGCACCAACAACUACAACAGCUGCACCAACAACCACAACAGCUGCACCAACAACCACAACAGCUGCACCAACCACCACAACUGCUGCACCAACAACCAUGACAGCUGCACAAACAUAUUCAACAGCUGCACCAACAUAUACUACAGCUGCACCAACCUCUACUACAGCUGCACCAACAACCACAACAACUGCACCAACAACCAUGACAUCUACGACAACUGCACCAACAACCACGACAGCUGCACCAACAACAUCUACUACAGCUGCACCAACAACCACAACAACUGCACCAACAACCAUGACAUCUACGCCAACUGUACCAACAACCACGACAUCUGCACCAACAUCCAUGACUGCUGCACCAACAACCAUGACUGCUGCACCAACAACCACUACAGCUGCACCAGCAUCUACUACAGCUGCACCAACAACCACGACAGUUUCACCAACAACCACGCCAGCUGCAACAACAACCACAACAGCUGCACCAACAACCACGACUGCUGCACCAACAACCACAACAACUGCACCAACAACCAUGACUGCUACACCAAUAACCACGACUGCUACACCAACAACCACUACAUCUGCACCAACAACCACUAAAGCUGCACCAACUUCUACGAUAACUGCACCAACAACCACCUGCACCAACAACAACAACAGCUGUACCAAAAACCACAACAGCUGCAACAACAACCACACCAGCUGUACCAACAACCACUUCAGCUGCAACAACAACCACAACCACAACAUCUGCACCAACAACCACGACUGCUGCACCAACAACCACAACAACUGCACCAACAACCAUGACUGCUACACCAAUAACCACGACUGCUACACCAACAACCACUACAGCUGCAGCAACAACCACUACAGCUGCACCAACUUCUACGACAACUGCACCAACAACCACGUCAACUGCAGCAAUGGCCCCUACAGCUGCACCAACAACCACAACAGCUGCACCAACAACCACAACAGCUGCACCAACAACCACAACUGCUCUGCACCAACAACCACAACAGCUGCACCAACAAUCAUGACUGCUGCGCCAACAACCACGACUGCUGCACCAACAACCACUACUGCUGCACCAACAACCACUACUGCUGCACCAACAUAUACUAGAACUGCACCAACAACUACAACAGCUGCACCAACAACCACAACAGCUGCACCAACAACCACGACUGCUGCACCAACAACUACAACAGCUGCACCAACAACCACAACAGCUGCACCAACAACCACGACAACUGCACCAACAACUACAACAGCUGCACCAACAACCACAACAGCUGCACCAACAACCACAACAGCUGUACCAACAACCACAACAGCUGCAACAACAACCACAACAGCUGCACCAACAACCACGACUGCUGCACCAACAACCACAACAACUGCACCAACAACCAUGACUGCUACACCAAUAACCACGACUGCUACACCAACAACCACUACAGCUGCAUCAACAACCACUACAGCUGCACCAACAACCACUACAUCUGCACCAGCUUCUACGACAACUGCACCAACAACCACGUCAACUGCAGCAACGGCCACUACAGCUGCACCAACAACGACAACAGCUGCACCAACAACCACAACAGCUGCACCAACCACCACAACUGCUGCACCAACAACCAUGACAGCUGCACCAACAUAUACAACAGCUGCACCAACAUCUACUACAGCUGCACCAACAUAUACUACAGCUGCACCAACAUCUACUACAGCUGCACCAACAACCACAACAGCUGCACCAACCACCACAACUGCUGCACCAACAACCAUGACAGCUGCACCAACAUAUACAACAGCUGCACCAACAUCUACUACAGCUGCACCAACAACCACAACAGCUGCACCAACAACCACGACAACUGCACCAACAACUACAACAGCUGCACCAACAACCACAACAGCUGCACCAACAACCACGACAGCUGCACCAACAACCACGACAGCUGCACCAACAACCACAACAGCUGCACCAACAACUACGAAAACUGCACCAACAACCACUACAGCUGCACCAACAACAACUCUUAAAACAAGCAUAUCAACAAAUACAACCACAAAAAGUCUAACAACAACCACAAAACAUCCAGCAACCGCAAAACAUCCAGCAACCACAAAACGUCUGGCAACCACAAAACGUCUAACAACAACCACAAAACAUCUAACAACAACCACAAAACGUCUAACAACAACCACAAAACGUCUAACAACCACAAAACAUCUAGCAACCACAAAACGUCUAACAACAACCACAAAACAUCCAGCAACCACAACAACUCCAGUUGUAACCCGCCCUCCACCAACAGUAACUAUAAAUGUUGUGAUAUUACUUACAUUUGUUCCAGAACUCGAAGAACAGCAAAGUGAAGAAUUUCAGAAAAUGGCCAAACGUGUUAUCACGUGGCACAUGGUUAUGUUUUAUUACAGAGGUGUUGUCAGAACUCGAAUGGCAGAAAAUGUGGAAGCGGAGAUUCAGGUAGUGUUCAAUGAAACCUCUCCUCAAACUAUCCCAAGCGACACUCAGGUUGCAGAAGACCUAAAGGCAGCAGCAGCAAAUCAAACCUUCCAACAGAACCUGCCUAUUUAUCCUAACUCCAUUACUCUAACUAAACAAAUGCAGAGAAUCCCUGUAACCUUCUUGACCAAUGGCACCUACGUGCCGGCCCUCUUAGAUUCGACAUCCAAUGAUUUUCUAAUCAGGUCAUCAAUGAUAAAACAAUGGCUUGAACCUUUCUUCAUCACAGAUUAUAAAGCAUCAUUCAGUGUUUUAUAUUUAACCAACUACAGUUCUUAUUCCAAAAAUACUGGUCUAAAAGUGAACAUCCCCACAAUCAAAAAUGGAAUGGAUCUUGCUUUUCCAGCAAAUACAAUUUUACCCAAUGACACACAGAUAGUGAACACUAUGCUCCGAGCCGCCUACAACGAGACAUUACCUUUUAAAAUCUUCACUUAUGAAAUUGUGGUCAAUGGCACAGCGUACUCCUCAGGUGAAGCGAGCAGUCGGACCAGCAUGUUGACGGCUUCACUCCUGGUUGUUUUGUCACUUCUGGUCACGUGGUUUGAUUGAUCAUAGUCUACUACAUGUACGCUGUAAUGAUUCUUAUUUAUUUGCAUGUUAUUUCAUCUUUCUUGUGCUUCUUGAAAAAUUUUAAUUGGGGAAAAGGCUGUGCCUCCCCAGGAUAUUUGUACCUCUCCAAUGCAACACCAAAGCCCCCUGUACAGUCUUUAAGCAACAAUGCCAAGCAUUACAAAACAUCUCGAUGACAUGAAGUGUCUGGCACGAACAAUUUCCAUCUUCAUGAAACCUGCAGAACAGCUCAGAUAUACGACAAACUAUGAAAGGACCCAAUGUCAAAACCAUCUGAGAUAAAACUCCUGAGAUUCACAUUAUCAACUGUACUCUCAGAAUGUUGUGUCAUAAAUAUUCAUCAUGACUACACACUAUAGUAACACAAAAUUAAUUCUCAGUAAGCCCUUACUCCUCUUGUAUGGUAGUUAGUUAGUUAUGUAUGUGUUGUUUGACUUCUCCUUGUAAUCGUGUAAUGGAAGUCUAUAGAACUGAUCCUUUCUGUGUUUAUGAACUUUUUAAAAAUAUCUAUUUACACUGAACUCUGAGGCCCAGGGAAAUGCAAUGAACCCAGGGAUUUUACUUUCUGUUCAU